AACCCUAAACCCUCGCUAUAUCAACCCCAUCAUCCCUCUCUUCUCUUUUAGCCUCCGCUGUAACCCAGAGCCACAGAAAAGAAUUGGAGGUGUUGUUGUUGCAUUUCGUCAAUGGCUUCAACAACAACAGCAGCAGCAGCAUCAAGAUUGCUCCUUGGAAACGGGAAGUCAAUGUCUCAGCUGCUACGCAGCCAGAUUUUUGGUAGCUCCCGAAUUGUCGGCAGCGCUGCCCAAAAUCUCGAAAGAUUUCAGUCACUGUUGAUUUGCAGUCAGGUAUUUACUACCCAAAAGCCCAUUUUCGCCGAAUCGUAUCCAGUUCUCCAAGCUGGGCUUUUGGGCUCUGUUUUGGGGGAGAAGCAGGGGAUUUUGCAGAACUCAAACUCCGCUGCUGGAAACCAAUUUGGUGUGGUCGAGGCUCGUGGGUUUCGCAGAGAAAUCGAGGAUGAGGAGAAGGAGGUGGAGGGUUCUGAUUUUGAGGAUGAGGAUUUUGAUGCGGAUGAUUUUGUUGAUGACAGUGAAGAUGAUGACGGUGAUUUUGAUGAUGAAGAAGACGACGAAGAAUAUGCGGGACAGAGAAAAUAGAAUAAUCUUUUCCUUACUAUUCUUCUCAUUAUGAAUCGUCUUUUUCGUUUCAUCUUUUUUUUUUUACUUUGGUUACGAAGAAAAAUCUGGAUUUGUCAAUCGGCAAGGGAAUGAAAGUUGGGUUUUUAAUCUGUUUGUGUUUUUAUCUUGUUCUUUAUAUUUACUGUGAAUGAAAAUAUUAUUCAGUCUCUGUCCGUUCUUGGCGCUGAA
Molecule: messenger RNA, 792 nt
Organism: Carica papaya (papaya)
Lineage: Eukaryota; Viridiplantae; Streptophyta; Magnoliopsida; Brassicales; Caricaceae
Product: phosphopantothenoylcysteine decarboxylase subunit
Source: RefSeq, a predicted model, not a curated record